Molecule: messenger RNA, 4205 nt
Organism: Rhopalosiphum maidis (corn leaf aphid)
Lineage: Eukaryota; Metazoa; Arthropoda; Insecta; Hemiptera; Aphididae
Product: transcriptional repressor CTCFL-like
Exons: 15
Coding region: 1020-3086 (688 amino acids)
Biological process (GO): regulation of transcription by RNA polymerase II
Cellular component (GO): nucleus
Molecular function (GO): DNA-binding transcription activator activity, RNA polymerase II-specific; RNA polymerase II cis-regulatory region sequence-specific DNA binding
Source: RefSeq, a predicted model, not a curated record
CUUAAUUCCCGAUAGGCAGCGUUCCGCGGACGCUUCCUGUGUUUUCUUCCGCGUCUUAUCUAUUCGUAAACACUAAUGUAUACAAUUCGUAAAUAUCGUCGUGUCAUUAUCUAUAGAGAUCUACAGACGGUGUUCUGUACUCUCUAGUCCGCUGGUGACCACCGAUCGCCGUGUACGUACGCCGCAGCUCGCGGUCGUCGUGUCGAUCGACAUGAAUCGGCGUUUGACGAUGUCGUGGUGGUGUGCAAUGCACGACGGUUUUUGCUCAGUCCUAUGAUAGAGAUCGUGGUAUGGGUGUAUGCGCGGGUCUCGAGGGUCCAGAUCAGAACAAAUAUCCGUCUUCGUAGCGUAUUAUAUCAUUGUCGCGAAGGAUCUCCGCGACAAAAAAAUUUACGUGACGCAAACCCAAUCGACGCCUCGUACGUCGUCGUUUGUUGUGAAUCCUUAUCACGGCGGUGCGGCCCUCCUGUCCGGUGCAAACCGUCGUUUGGGAUUUAAUCGAUAAUAAUAUUGUGUUUUAGCACGACAUUAUAUAUUAUUAUUAUUACGAUAGUGCAAUAUGCUGUAUCAUAUACCUACACUUUUUUUCUCUUUGUUCUAACAUAGUAACGUAGAUAUUAUACUUGUUACCGUGUAUGUGUACACCGUCGUAAUUUUUCAAUCGUUUUUUUUCUAUUAUAUUCUACCACGAUAAUUAAUUAUGGUGAAUUUUUGAUUUUCAGUAUUUUUUUAUUUUUUAUAGCCGUUUUUACCGUUUCAAUAUUAUAUUAUUACUAAUGUUUCUUCAGGACUGACUAGUGGUGACCUCGAUUUUACGAAUUUUUUGCCCAACGAAAUCUAUAUUUUACUAUUGAAAUUUAAACAGUUGUUUAUGAUCAAAACUGAUAUCUUAUUCUUAUCAAGUAAUCAGUGAAUACAAUGUUCUAGUUGAAUCUUGGUAACCAACUUCGAUUUGUGUUCUGGUUCCAAAUAUUUACUAUUUAUUUAUAUAGUUGGUGUUAGCAGUGUUUAAGUAUAUUAUGUUUUUAAUUAACAAGACUUCAACCAUGUCUGAAAACGAAGGAACAACUAUUGUAUUAGAUGGUGGAUCAUCUGCAAAUACUAUGAUUGAUGCGACUCACAUAAAGUUGGAGGCUUCAACCUCUGGCACUGAAAAUAUAACCGAUAUACAAAAUUACUUGGAUUCAUUUAAUAAAGAAAUUGAAGGAAAUGAAGUAACACAAGUACAAACUGAUGGGGACUCAGUAGAACAUGCAUAUUUCAUUGAUCAAAAUGUCCAAUAUUAUUAUCAAACAACUACUGGAGAUGGCCAGAUGGUUAUGGUUGGAGGACUUUCGGAACAAGAUGCACAAAUGAUGGCUGAGACAAAUGAAAAUAAUAUGGAUAAUGUCACUCAAAUUGUUCUGCCUAAUGUACAAGAUAAAAUUAAAAAAGAUAUCCCUCAAAUUGUUGCUUUAGCAGAUGGCAGUGGGUAUCAAACAGUAACUCUAGUUCAAGCUGAUGCUGAUGCCAACAAUUAUGUACUUUAUGUAGUCAAACAAAAUGACAAAAAUGAUGAAACUCCAAAUGUUAUGGAGAUGUCACAAGAAGAACAUGAUCCAGAUGAUCCCGAUGUUAGUAAUGUAUAUGAUUUUAAUGAUGCAGAAGAUCCAACUCUACCAAAAAAACAAGAAAUAGAAGAUUCAGGUGAAGAAGAUGACAAAUCUAAAAUAGUUAAAUUAGUACCUAAAAAGUCACAAACAGUAACUCAAGCACAUAUGUGUAAUUAUUGUAAUUACACUACUGGAAAAAGGUAUUUAUUGUCUCGUCAUAUGAAGUCUCAUUCUAAAGAACGUCCACAUAAAUGUACUGUUUGUGAACGUGGUUUCAAAACUCUAACUUCUUUGCAAAAUCAUGUGAAUACUCAUACUGGAACAAAACCAUAUCAAUGUCGAAGUUGUCCAAGUGCUUUUACUACAUCAGGAGAACUUGUUAGACAUGUUCGAUAUAAACAUACUCAUGAAAAACCACAUAAAUGUACAAUAUGUGAUUAUGCUAGUGUAGAACUUAGCAAAAUGAGAAAUCAUAUGAGAUGUCACACCGGUGAAAGACCAUACCAAUGUCCGCAUUGUACUUAUGCAAGUCCAGAUACAUUUAAAUUAAAGCGCCAUUUGCGUAUACACACUGGUGAAAAGCCAUACGAAUGUGAUAUCUGCUUUUCUAGGUUUACCCAAUCCAACAGUUUAAAAACACACAGAUUAAUCCAUAGCGGUGAAAAGCCUGUAUUUAAAUGUGACCAUUGUCCUGCUACUUGUGGGCGUAAAACUGAUUUACGUAUACAUGUACAAAAGCUUCAUACUUCUGAUAAACCUAUUAAGUGCAAACGAUGUGGUGAUGCAUUUCCUGAUCGUUACCAAUACAAGGUUCAUUGUAAAUCACAUGAAGGGGAAAAAUGUUAUAAAUGUGAGCUGUGUCCUUAUGCUUCCAUGUCUCAGCGUCAUCUUGAAACUCAUAUGUUAAUACAUACAGAUGAAAAACCAUUCCAUUGUAAACAAUGUGAUCAGUCAUUCAGACAAAAACAAUUAUUACGCCGUCAUCAUAAUUUGUAUCAUAAUCCAGCAUAUAUACCACCUCCACCACAUGCCAAAACUCAUCAGUGUAAUACAUGUCAACGAUCAUUUAGACAUAAAGGAAAUUUAUUAAGACAUAUGGAAGUACAUAUGCAAGAAUCAACUGGAAAUGAUCGAAAUACAGCAAUAAAACAAAGAUUAGAGUAUACAGAUUCAGCUAAUGAAGAUGAAUCUGAGGAAGACACAAGUAUUCCAACAAGUGAAACUGGAGUUGUAGCAGUAGAAGGUGAAGAUGGACAGCAAUAUGUUGUGCUUGAAGUGAUUCAACUUGAUGGUCAAGAUCAGAUAGGUAGUUACACAGCCUCAAGUGUAUCAUUACAACAAGUUGACCAAUCUUCUUCGCCAAGUCAAAAAGACCUUACAAUUUUAAAAACCGCAUCUUUAUCAGACGUGAAAGAAGAAUGUGGUGAUGGUGUUGAAAAUUGUUUUGGUUUUGAUGAUGAAGAUGAUGAAGAAACAACAAACUCAGGUGGUUAAAAGUAAUUUUAUUUUAAAUGUAAAAUUUUAUCUCAAACUUUUUACAUUUCCUUUUAUAUUAUUUGUGUACCGAGUUUUAUGUUCUUAGCAUUUAUGUCAUAAUAUUGAUGUAUAGUGUAUAUAUUGAACAAAAUUCUCUAUUAAAGCCUAUAUAAUUGAUGUUGUACUAGAUAAAAAUUAAUUGAAUCUUUGAAAUAAGUAUCCAAUUUUAAACGGCAAUACAUUUUAUUAUACUACUAUAGUUAUUGAUUUGUUUCUAUGUAAUAUACUUUUACGUAUUUCAAUUUUGUAUUUUGCAAAAAUUUAAUGUAAAAUACUUAAACUAAGUCAUUAGUGAUUAACAAAUUAGCAUAUUUAUAUUCAUAUAUUAUGGCUUAACUUAUUUUAUAAUUGAUUUUAAAUUGUUUUUUAUUCGAAUUAUUUAUGAAUAUAAUAUAAGCAAACAAAUGUACCAACUAACUGUUAACAAAACUAAUAGUCAAUUCAACAUCGCUGAUUUGUGUUUUAUUAUAUACAUGACCUAUUUUAAUGCAUUUUUUACUGUGUGAAAAAACUUAUAAAAGUAGUUUGAUACCAAUUAUCUAGUGUUUAUAAAUAGCAUUUUCAAUUAAUAAUAGUACAGAUUUUUUUUUAUUGUGAAGUUCAUAUUUAAAAUAUGAUUUAUUUUAAUUAUACAAUAUUUAUUUAAAGUUUAGUGCUUUUUUUUUUAGUGUAUUAUGACAUAACCUAAAGACCUUUAUUAAAAUAUUGAAUAUUUUAAAGACUGCACUUAUUUAUCUUGAAUAAAGAGAUUGAUAUACCUAGUAUUACUUUAUAAACACUAAAAACGAUUCCUAAUUAUAUUUUGUAAAUAUAUAUUUCUUACUUAUAGGACUCUAUUGACAUAAUUUUAAUUUGUAAUUAUAUUUUGUUUCUAUUUGAUUAUGUAUUUUUAAAUUAUGUAGUUACAUUCCCAGUCCCGAUUAUAGUAUGACCGUGGAAGUAUAUAAAAUUAUUUAAUUUUAAUAUUGUGUGCCAGUUGUCCAGAUAUAUUGUAAGCAUGUGCACUUUUUAUUCCUAAAAUAUAUUGAGUGCUGUUAAUUGUUAUGCAAUUAACAAAUAAAAUAUUGUUAACAUUAA